AUGCGGCUGAUGCAGGAGGAGACUUUUGGCCCGGUUCUCGCCGUGGUGCCUUUUUCCUCCGAGGACGAGGCGAUCCGCCUGGCGAACGGCACCGCCCUGGCGUUGACGAGCAGCGUCUUCUCGCAAAACCCGCGGCGAGCGCGGGCCAUCGCGCGGCGCCUCGAAAGCGGCCUCGUCAGCAUCAACGACCAUUUGUACAUGCACGGCAUGGCGGAGGUGCCGUGGGGGGGGUGGAAGAACACCGGGAUCGGCCGCACCCACGGCGUCCUCGGCCUGCGGGAGAUGUGCAAUGUUAAGUGCAUUAACGAGGAUAUCCUGCCCUCGCGGUGGGUGCCGCGGAAUAUCUGGUGGUACCCUUUUACCAAGCAAUCGUACGAGGUCUUGCUCGCCUCGGUGCGGCUCGUGUCGUCGUCGAAGAUUCUGGAGGUGAUCGGCGCGUUCUUCUUUAUUUUAAGGAACUGUGGCUACGUGUUCAAGCCGUGGAAGAUAUCCCACACGAAAUCGGACUAG
Messenger RNA from Phytomonas sp. Hart1, 510 nucleotides. The record is from the annotation of a GenBank genome assembly. NCBI's taxonomy places the organism in Eukaryota, Euglenozoa, Kinetoplastea, Trypanosomatida, Trypanosomatidae.